Messenger RNA from Ipomoea nil (Japanese morning glory), 1759 nucleotides. Its product is annotated as aldehyde dehydrogenase. Gene Ontology annotation, cellular component: cytoplasm. Lineage: Eukaryota; Viridiplantae; Streptophyta; Magnoliopsida; Solanales; Convolvulaceae. The transcript has 10 exons. Gene Ontology annotation, molecular function: aldehyde dehydrogenase (NAD+) activity. Gene Ontology annotation, biological process: aldehyde metabolic process. The coding region runs from base 235 to 1659 and encodes 474 amino acids. The record is from RefSeq and is a predicted model, not a curated record.
UGUGUGUAUAUACAGACAAUUAUACACGCAUGCAUAAUAUAUAUAUCGCCGGAGUAGACAAGAUGCCAGAAUUUGAACAUUCAUAUCUAUCUUAUCUCCAUCUAUAUAUGCGAUUACAUAUAUAGCAUUGGAGGAAUUGUAUAUACUGAUAUACAUACUUAAGUAUAGUGCGGUUGAUUUCAUAUAUAUAAAUAUAUAUAUUGUUUAGGAAGAGAGGAGAGGAAGUGAUUGGAGAUGGAUGCGGCGGCGGCAGUGAGUGAGUUGAGGGAGACGUUCGCUGCCGGGAAGACGAAGAGUUACGAGUGGAGAGUGUCGCAACUGAAAGCUGUGUUGAAGAUCGCCGAACAUCACGAGAAGGCGAUCAUGGACGCCCUUUUCUCUGACCUCUCCAAACCAGAGCUCGAAUCCUUCGUUCAUGAGAUUGCAUUUGUCAAAGCAUCAUGUAAGUUGGCGUUGAAGGAACUAAAACGUUGGAUGAAACCUGAAAAUGUGAAAAGUGCAUUCGCCACUUAUCCUUCAUCAGCUAAAAUAGUUUCAGAACCCCUUGGAGUCGUAUUGGUCAUAUCUGCCUGGAACUACCCCUUCAUGUUGUCUUUGGAUCCGGUGAUUGGAGCAAUUGCUGCUGGUAAUGCUGUAGUUUUGAAACCAUCAGAAAUUGCCCCAGCCACAUCUUCAUUGCUUGCCAAACUGUUCAAUGACUAUAUGGAUACCACUGCAGUAAAGGUUAUUGAGGGAUCUGUUCCCGAGACCACUGCUUUACUGGAGCAAAAAUGGGAUAAAAUAUUUUACACAGGAAAUGGAAAAGUUGGGCGCAUUGUCAUGGCAGCCGCUGCAAAACACCUAACUCCUGUGGUUUUGGAGCUUGGUGGAAAAUGUCCCGUAGUUGUGGAUUCAAACAUUAAUUUAAAAGUUGCAACAAGGAGGAUUAUUGCAGGCAAGUGGGGCUGCAACAGUGGACAAGCUUGUAUUGCCCCUGAUUACAUCAUUACUACAAAAGAGAAUGCACUACAGUUGCUUGAUGCCAUGAAAGUAGAACUAGAUAAAUUCUAUGGAAAGGACCCAUUAUGUUCAAAAGAUCUGUCUCGCAUUGUAAAUUCCAAUCACUUCUCCCGCUUAACAAAGUUACUAGAUGAUGAUAAGGUUUCAGGUAAGAUAGUCCAUGGAGGUGAACGAGAUGAAAAGAGACUAAAGAUUGCUCCUACCAUUUUGAUGGAUGUGCCAGAAGACGCCCUAAUCAUGAAAGAGGAAAUAUUUGGUCCUCUACUUCCUAUUCUCACAGUCAAUAAAGUGGAGGACGGUAUAAAAAUCAUUAACGCUAGAGACAAGCCACUUGCAGCAUAUCUGUUCACAAGCAACAAAAAACUGGAGCAGGAGUUUGUUACAAAUUUAUCAGCUGGGGGCUUGCUUAUUAAUGACACAGCUUUGCAUGUUGCAGUCCACACGCUGCCGUUUGGAGGAGUAGGAGAAAGCGGAACAGGUUCAUACCAUGGCAAAUUCUCGUUUGAAGCUUUCAGCCACAAGAAGGCAGUCCUGAAACGUAGUUUUGGUGGAGAUUUGGGUGCAAGAUACCCACCCUAUACACCUAAGAAGGCACGACUUCUGAGAGCACUAAUGAGUGGAAAUCUGAUUUUCAUAAUUCGCGCAUUACUUGGCUUGUAAAUAUAUGUUGUUUAUAUUUGGGACCCCCAAAUUGUUGAAACUUGAAUAAUUGUUGUUUGUCCAUAUUGUGAUAUUGUUGAAUGCAUGUGAACUUAAGACA